This is a messenger RNA of Condylura cristata (star-nosed mole), 3154 nucleotides long. It is a transcript of the gene LRP10, whose product is annotated as low density lipoprotein receptor-related protein 10. The record is from RefSeq and is a predicted model, not a curated record. Gene Ontology annotation, molecular function: protein binding. Lineage: Eukaryota; Metazoa; Chordata; Mammalia; Eulipotyphla; Talpidae. The transcript is spliced from 7 exons. Bases 1 to 2223 code for a protein of 740 amino acids. Gene Ontology annotation, cellular component: plasma membrane.
AUGGAGGCGGAGCGCCGUGUCACCCGCUGGUCUGACAAGUCCCGGCGGGACCGGAAAGGAGUUAAGGAGAGCAGGGUGGCUGACCCUCUCCUGCCUUUUCGUGCUCUUCCUCCAGGCGGCGCGCUAGCCCAUCCAGACCGGUUCAUUUUCCCAAGUCCUGCCUGUGAGGACCCCCCAGCAGUGCUUCUGGAAGUGCAGGGCACCUUACAGAGGCCCCUGGGGCGGGACAGCCGAAGCGCCCCUGCCAACUGCACCUGGCUCAUCCUGGGCAGCAAGGAGCAAACUGUAACAGUCAGGUUCCAAAAACUGCACCUGGCCUGUGGCUCAGAGCGCUUAAUCCUACGGUCCCCUCUCCAGCCAUUGAUCUCCCUGUGUGAGGCACCUGCCAGCCCUCUGCAGCUGCCAGGUGGUAACGUCACCAUCACCUACAGCUAUGUUGGGGCCAGAGCACCCAUGGGCCAGGGUUUCCUGCUCUCCUACAACCAAGAUUGGUUGAUAUGCCUGCAAGAAGAAUUCCAGUGCCUGAACCACCGCUGUGUGCCCUUGACCCAGCGCUGUGAUGGAUUUGACGCCUGUGGUGAUGGCUCUGAUGAGGCUGGCUGCAGCUCUGACCCCUUCCCUGACCUGACCCCAGCUCCUGGCCCCAUUCUAUCUUGUAAUCACACCUUGGAAGAUUUCUAUGGGGUGUUCUCUUCCCCUGGAUAUUCACACAUGGCCUCAGCCUCCCACCCCCAGUCCUGCCUCUGGCUGCUGGACCCCCAUGAUGGUCGGCGCCUGGCUGUGCGCUUCACAGCCCUGGACCUGGGCUAUGGAGAUGCAGUGCAUGUGUAUGAUGGCCCUGGGCCUCCCGAAACCCCUCGGUUGCUGCGCAGCCUCACACACUUCAGCAAUGGCAAGGCUGUCACCGUGGAGACAUUGUCGGGACAGGCCAUUGUGGCCUAUCAUUCAGUUGCUUGGAGCAGUGGUCGGGGCUUCAAUGCGACCUACCAUGUGCGGGGCUACUGCUUGCCUUGGGACCAACCCUGCGGCUUAGGUGCUGGUCUGGGGGCUAGUGAGGGCCUAGGUGAGCGCUGCUACAGUGAGGCACAGCGCUGUGAUGGCUCAUGGGACUGUGCCGAUGGCACAGAUGAGGAGAACUGCCCCAGCUGCCCACCCGGACACUUCCCCUGUGGGGCUGCCGGCACACCUGGUGCUACAGCCUGCUACCUGCCUGCUGACCGCUGCAACUACCAGACCUUCUGUGCAGAUGGGGCAGAUGAGAGACGCUGCCGGCACUGCCAGCCUGGCAACUUCCGAUGCCGGGAUGAGAAGUGUGUGUAUGAGACGUGGGUGUGUGAUGGGCAGCCGGACUGUGCCGACGGCAGCGAUGAGUGGGAUUGCUCCUAUGCCCUGCCCCGCAAGGUCAUUACGGCAGCAGUCAUCGGCAGCCUGGUGUGUGGCUUGCUGCUGGUCAUUGCCCUGGGCUGCACCUGCAAACUCUAUGCCAUUCGUACCCAGGAGUACAGCAUCUUUGCCCCCCUCUCCCGAAUGGAGGCUGAGAUUGUGCAGCAGCAGGCACCGCCCUCCUAUGGACAGCUCAUUGCCCAAGGUGCCAUCCCACCUGUGGAGGACUUCCCUACAGAGAACCCAAAUGACAACUCAGUACUGGGCAACCUGCGUUCCCUGCUACAGAUUUUGCGCCAGGAUAUGACGCCAGGGGGUGCCUCGGGCACCCGCCGCCGCCAACGUGGCCGCUCUGUACGCCGCCUGGUACGCCGUCUCCGCCGCUGGGGCCUGCUUCCUAGAACCAGCCCCCAAGUCCGAACCCCUGACAGCAGAUCCCAUGUCACACCUUCGGCCACUCCCCCAGAGGGCCUAGAUAGUAGCACUGGUCCGGCCCUUGAGGGUGGGGCCGUGGGUGGGCAGGACGGGGAACAGGCACCCCCAUUGCCUGUCAAGGCUCCCCUCCCAUCUGCCAGUGCUUCUCCAGCCCUCCCCACUGUCCCUGAGGCCCCAGUGCCUCUGCCCGCAGUACCUCUGGAGCCAUCACUGCUGUCCGGAGUGGUGCAGGCCCUGCGAGGCCGCCUCCUGCCCAACCUGCGGCCCCCAGGACCAAUUCGGACCCCACCUGGACCCCACACAACAGUUCUGCCCCCAGAAGACGAGGAUGAUGUGCUGCUAGUGCCACUGGCUGAGCCAGAGGUCUGGGUGGUCGAGGCAGAGGAUGAGCCACUGCUCGCCUGAGGGAACCUGCUCUCCUGGGCACUGUAGGCAUAGGCAACAGCCCUUCAGAGGGUGAUACAGCUUCCCUGCCAUACUUCUUCCCAGUCCCUCACCUGAGGGGACUGGUGAACCUCCGUCGACCCUCUGUAGCUGCAGGAAAGCUAGGGAGAGGGCUCACACACAGCCCCUGCUGCACAUGGUGGGACCUCAGUCUCCACCUCCUUCCACACCACCACCAUUUGUUUCUCAAAAGUAAAAUCCUCGAACGGUCCUAGGCCUGGACACUCCAGCCUUGCCAAACCCCACCCAAAAGUGGCCUUAAGCACCAGAAUGCCAAUUGGCUAGAGACCUUCAGCCCCCAAGGGGAGGAUAUGGGCAGGGUCUGAGGUUUUGCCAACCAUGAUCCCUCAUAAAGGGUUUGGCUCAUAUAAAGAGCACAACAAAUGCUUUUGUCCGAUAGCUAGGUCAUUGCCUAGGAAGUCAAGGUUGAAAAUAAAGAAAUCAGAGCCUGAGCCCUGCCUCUCGACCUUUCUCCCCAGCUCAGUUUAUGCUCACUUUUCUUUCCUCCUCCCUAUGGAAACCUUCUCUUCCUAUUCAUCGUCUAGCCACCUGCCUUGACUUUUACUUCCUUACCACUGAGGAGGUAAGAAAACUAUAGGAACCCCCAAAGACAAACCUUCUCUACUUACAGCCCAGCCUCAAUUCUACAGUGACUGACACCAUGGGUAGCACCAAGCCUUUUUACUCACUGCCAGGCCAGAAGCCUGGUGAGCCAGCUGGGCCCUGCAGCCGGGAAGGCUCCCAUUUAUGGCGUGCUCUCAGCACAGAUCACAGGAGCAGACUGUCCCCGAUGGAACACAGGGCCCAUGACUCCUGCCCUCCACCACUGCUGAGCACUUACAGUCUGUUCUAGGCAGACAGAUGAGCUCUCAGUCAGGAUGCCUCAAAGUAG